Messenger RNA from Besnoitia besnoiti, 1089 nucleotides. RefSeq lists its product as uncharacterized. The transcript is spliced from 2 exons. The record is from RefSeq and is a predicted model, not a curated record. The coding region runs from base 1 to 1089 and encodes 362 amino acids. NCBI's taxonomy places the organism in Eukaryota, Apicomplexa, Conoidasida, Eucoccidiorida, Sarcocystidae.
AUGGAGCGCCAACGGCUGAGGGGCUCGCCAGAAGGGUGGCGGGCGCUUGACCAGCUGUGUGAGCCGGUCGCGUUAUUACGCGCGGCCGAAGCCCAGGCAGAUCCCGCUACUCCCUCCAUCUUUGUUCAGGGUUUGUUAACCGCGGAAGGUCACUUUCGAAAGUCUUUAACUGCGAUGAAGGACUCCCUUGGGAUCUGGACCCUCCCUGUUCUUUUUCUUUCGAGCGGCGUUUUCGGCGGGGUGGUGGGCACCGCGACUUUCCGCACGCGAAUGACGGCCCUGAAAAAGAAAACCGACGCGUCAGCUGGUGUCUCCGCCGUUCCGUGCUCCCGCGCAGAGCCUCACAUACGUCCAUGGUCACGUCUGCAUCCUGGGAUUCAAGGAAAGGGCGCCGAACAGUCUUCCUGUGUGCCAAGAAACGGCUUCAGCACGAGUUACCAGCAGCAGGCUCCUGCCUCGCCUUCCCCUGUUAGCUCCUCCGCGCGUUUCACUCUGUUGAAGCUCGGCGUGACAGGCGACGAGCGAAGACGUGGACACCAGGAAACUCUGGAUCCGUCUCCUGAGUCAGCCGGAGCUGCCGGGUCGCCAAAGGCACUCGAGGCCAGUUCGGUGCAGCGUCCUGAGGCCGCGCGCCCCGGCAGCGGGACCUUUCUCGCAGGGAGCCUCCACGCGUCUGCGGCCGCUGUGGCGUGGGUAUCAGAGGAGGCGCAGAGCGGCGGCGAGCACCGGCUGCCUGCCGGUCGGGUCUCGGCGGAUCCAUACACAGUUUUAUCCAAGGAAAUACGGAUGAACAAGAAAGGAUGGAGCGACGCGUUCGACGAUGAAGACGAAGAUCAUCGAGGAAACGAGGGAACAGGGCCCAAUCCGUACACGCGCUCAACAGAACUCUUCACUGUCGCCGAGCUCUUCCAGCUCUUCUUGCUCCCUGCAGCUGCGCUCACGGUUGCGCUCGGAUGCACGUGGACGUGGGUGAAGAAGUCAUGCAGUCUCGCUGAUGCGAAUGACUUCAUUCAAGCGACUCUGUGGAUCAAAGGCAUUGGAGGCCCCCCGCCCAGUCUGAGCAAGGUGGACGCCGACGAGCGAAGCUGA